Phragmites australis (common reed) is the source of this 1260-nucleotide messenger RNA. RefSeq lists its product as uncharacterized. The coding region runs from base 492 to 1094 and encodes 200 amino acids. Lineage: Eukaryota; Viridiplantae; Streptophyta; Magnoliopsida; Poales; Poaceae. Gene Ontology annotation, molecular function: RNA binding. The transcript is spliced from 4 exons. The record is from RefSeq and is a predicted model, not a curated record.
GGAAUCCGUGCUGCUUUCCCGAAUAUCCAGGCACAAAUAGCCGUCCGCCGGCUGAACCGCUCGUGCCGCUUCCGCCGCCGCUUGAUUUGCUCGCGCCGUCGUGCGAUUUCGCCGAUUCCUCCACCACGCGGGUAAGCAACCUUCGUCGCCUCGCGCCCAGAUCCGUCCCGCAUGGCGAGGAACCCAGGCCGCACUGUCUUCGUAGGUGAGAGCUCUCUUCGCACUCGAGGCACCGAUCGGUUCGUAGGACCCGGGGUUUUAGGAUUCUUCUACUUUCGAGUCAGCUGCGUCGUCGAAUCGAUGGGUUUCUGUGUUUGUCUCAGGGAGAGGUUGAAUGAUCGUGGUGUGGUUGAUAAGAUUGGGUGUGCGAUUCUGUGUUUGGUGGCGUGUUUGCCUGUUCUGCGCUACCCAGAUAGGGCAGUGGCAGUGACUGGUUCGAUGCGGUCGAUGGCUUGGUGGUUAGGACUGGGGAAGGAUGGCGUAUUUGCGAGAUGCUGUGGGAUUCGUGUGGUAACUUGGAUGAAAAGGUAUCUGAAAGAGUUUUGUGUGAGAUUCUUAUUCAGGCAGGUCAUGUAGUAGACCUACAUAUGCCCUGUGACAAGGAGACUAAUCGUCCCAAAGGUUUCGCUUUUGCUGAGUAUGAAACCGAGGAAGUUGCCCAAUAUGCUGUUAAACUUUUUUCCGGGCUUGUUCGAAUCAAGGAUAAAACACUUAAAUUCGCAAUUGCUGGGCAUGACAAACCCUCUUCAAAUGGCAAUAACCCAGUAACACCUAAGCUCAACCCUAUACCAUUACCAAAUCCGACUCCAUUCGUGCAUUGUAGUGAUAUGCCUGUCUCUCAUACCCCAGCAUAUCCAGUGGUAAACGGCAGGAUUGCAGGUUAUGGUUUUUCUCCCAAUCUUAAUUCAUAUGUUGUUCACCCUCAAGCUUUCUCAGGUGGACCGGUGCAUAACCAUGGCGAGGUAAGCAACGGUAUGCAUGAUUACAGCAGACAGGCAUUUGGUUCUGUUCUGAAUAUUGCCUAUAGAGGUCCUUUUCCGAAUGUCUUUGCCCAUGGAGCUGCGAAGCAGCCAAUCAUAUACCCAUCCUACUAGCAGACCGCAUACUCCAAAGAUGGAAUAUGGUAUGUUGACAGAGCUGACAGGUUCCAUAUAGCUUCCUGAUGCCUCAAUUUCAGUAAUGUCUAGAUUGUACCUUAGUCAUGCAUGUAAAUAUGGAUAUUAUCUUGAAAUGUUCACAGUAGACUGCAUUAUUCUUAAA